This is a messenger RNA of Trichechus manatus latirostris (Florida manatee), 3625 nucleotides long. It is a transcript of the gene SIDT1, whose product is annotated as SID1 transmembrane family member 1. The record is from RefSeq and is a predicted model, not a curated record. Gene Ontology annotation, molecular function: RNA transmembrane transporter activity; double-stranded RNA binding. Lineage: Eukaryota; Metazoa; Chordata; Mammalia; Sirenia; Trichechidae. The transcript has 21 exons. Gene Ontology annotation, cellular component: lysosome; plasma membrane. Gene Ontology annotation, biological process: RNA transport.
UGAGCUAAGUUCUGAGCCUAGUCUUCCUGCACUCUAAUUGUUGGUCAUUUCCUUUAGUGCCCAAUUUGUAUUACUUCUAAACAGCACCUCCAGUUGUAAACGUCUGGAUUCAAUGCCGUGACAUGCCCUUUCCAAAAGAUCCCUUAAUCAAAGCUGUUUAAUUUUUAUAAAAGGAAAAUUAGAAGAGAGAUACUCUUCAGAGAGUCCCAGGGGACGAAGCUGGUGAGGGACCCCUGAAGAAGUUCAGGUUCAGAUUCCUAGAAAUGGAGGCCAAGUUGGAGGGGCAGGGGCAAGCCCUCCCUCCAGGUGUGGCUUUCCAGCAGCCUGAGCAUUGAGAGUGCAGUCCACAUACAGGAGUCAUCUUCACAGCUAAAGAUGAAGGAAGAGCCAGAAAAAGCAAAAGCCCCCAAAAUAGCCCUUACAAAACCAUAGAGAAAGUCAAGUAGGUCUUUGUGUUUUCAGCCUCUUGGGCAGUCUCUCAGAUACUUACCACAAAGAGCACUCUAUGCUACAGUCUAUGCUUCCUGCACACCCCUAAGACUCUUCUCAAUGCCUUCAUCACAGCUGUCUGUCACAGAAGAAUGAAAGUAUCUAAUAAAAUAAUUCACAGUAAAUUAUUCAUUGAAGAGAGACAAUAACUUCUUCAUUAUAUUCUUUUGGUGGUAUUUGCAUGUUAAAGGAGGGUUAUGGAAGGCAGUGCCUAACCCAAAGAGAACCAAAUCUUGGAGAAGAAUUUCAUCCAUUUCAGCAGGCAACUGGGGAGGUGCUUGGGGACAGGAAGAACAUACUCUUAUCCCUUAGGGACCACCCCAUGGUGAUUACCUAUUCACCGUGUUUUUGUUUUUUUUUAAUGAUUUUAUACCAUGGACAGAUCAGGACUACUUUGAAGUGUUAUCUGCAUUAUCUGAACAGACCUCAAGCCUAUUUUUCUUCACUUUUUCAGCCCAUUUUUGACCCCUAAACCCUGUGCUUAAGUGUAAAAUUUUAAGAGAGUCCUAAGGUAAAAGUUUCUACAAAAGUAAGCAAAGUACUUCCUUAUAUAGCUAUGACCCCAAAGAUAUUUAAAGGAAUAAAAAUUAUCCCCUUCCCCCACUUUGAUCAUUCUUGAAAGUUGAAACAGCCAGGUCCUCAUGCAAUUUACUUUGUCAGUUUGAUGGGACUAGAACUCCCUUCACAAAAGUGCUUGCUUCUAGUUUAAGAUGGCUUUCUUUCCUAUAAAUGAUUUUGCUUGCUAACUUAAGCUGUUCUCUUACUUUCCUCCCUUUCUGCUCUCCCAUUUUCAUUUCUCAGGACAAAUGUUGCCUUUCACUUCACUGCCAGCCCUUCUCAACCUCAGUAUUUUCUAUAUAAAUUUCCCAAAGAUGUGGACUCCGUUAUCAUUAAAGUGGUAUCUGAGAUGGCUUAUCCAUGUUCCAUUGUCUCCAUCCAGAAUCUCAUGGUGAGUCCUUCCUUCUUCUUGCUAUCUUUCUUGCCGGGCUGUAAUAAGGUUGUUAUGUCUUAUGCAGAAGAAGGAUUUUCCAGGCGAGCAAUUCUUCGUGGUGUUUGUGAUAAAGCCUGAAGAUUAUGCCUGUGGAGGAUCUUUCUUCAUCCAGGAAAAGGAGAACCAGACCUGGAAUCUACAACGAACAAAGAACCUUAAAGUGACCAUUGUUCCUUCCAUUAAAGGAUCCGUUUAUGUGAAAUCCAUUCUCCUCAGUUUCCUCAUCUUCUUCUCCUUCUACUUGGGAUGCCUGCUUGUUGCAUUUGUCCAUUAUGUCAGGUUUCGGAGAAAAUCCAUUGAUGGAAGAUUUUGUUCCAGCGAUGGCUCUGGAAAUAUGGCGAUGUCACAUCCUAUUGCUGCCACCACACCUGAAGGGAGCAACUAUGGAGCAAUAGAUGAGUCAAGCUCCAGUCCUGGCAGGCAGGUGUCCUCUUCAGACGGUGGACAGCCAUGCCAGUCAGACACUGACAGCUCCGUGGAGGAGAGUGAUUUCGACACCAUGCCAGAUAUUGAGAGUGAUAAAAACAUCAUCCGCACCAAGAUGUUCCUCUACCUGUCAGAUCUGUCCAGGAAGGACCGGAGAAUUGUCAGCAAGAAAUACAAAAUUUAUUUUUGGAACAUCAUCACUAUCGCUGUGUUUUAUGCACUGCCUGUGAUCCAGCUGGUCAUCACCUACCAGACAGUGGUAAAUGUCACUGGCAACCAGGACAUCUGCUAUUACAACUUCCUGUGUGCUCACCCCUUGGGUGUCCUGAGUGCCUUCAACAACAUUCUCAGUAACCUGGGCCAUGUGCUUCUGGGCUUCCUCUUCCUGCUGAUAGUUUUACGGCGGGACAUUCUCCAUCGAAGAGCCCUAGAAGCCAAGGACAUCUUUGCAAUGGAGUACGGGAUCCCCAAACACUUUGGUCUCUUCUAUGCCAUGGGCAUUGCAUUGAUGAUGGAAGGAGUGCUCAGUGCUUGUUACCAUGUCUGCCCUAAUUACUCCAACUUCCAGUUCGACACCUCCUUCAUGUACAUGAUCGCCGGCCUCUGCAUGCUGAAGCUCUACCAGACUCGCCACCCAGACAUCAACGCCAGCGCCUACUCUGCCUACGCGUCCUUCGCUGUGGUCAUCACGCUCACUGUCCUCGGAGUGGUUUUUGGGAAAAAUGACGUGUGGUUCUGGCUCAUCUUCUCCGCAAUCCAUAUUCUGGCUUCUCUGGCCCUCAGCACCCAGAUCUACUACAUGGGUCGUUUCAAGAUAGAUUUGGGGAUUUUCCGGCGGGCCACCAUGGUGGUUUACACGGACUGCAUCCAGCAGUGUAGCCGGCCUCUGUACAUGGACAGAAUGGUGCUGCUCAUCAUUGGGAAUCUGGUUAACUGGUCCUUUGCCCUCUUUGGACUGAUAUAUCAACCCAGGGACUUUGCUUCCUACAUGCUGGGCAUCUUCAUCUGUAACCUGCUGCUCUACCUGGCCUUCUACAUCAUCAUGAAGCUCCGCAGCUUGGAGAAGGUCCUCCCAAUCCCGCUCUUCUGCAUCGUGGCCACUGCCGUGGUGUGGUCCGCCGCCCUCUACUUUUUCUUCCAGAAUCUCAGCAGCUGGGAGGGAAGCCCAGCAGAAUCCCGGGAGAAGAACCGCGAGUGUAUCCUGCUGGAUUUCUUUGAUGACCAUGACAUCUGGCACUUCCUCUCUGCUACUGCCCUGUUUUUCUCAUUCUUGGUUUUGUUAACCCUGGACGACGACCGGGACAUGGUUCGGAGAGACCAGAUCCCUGUCUUCUGAGCCUCCAGCGUUAAGAGGGGAGAGGGAGCAAUCACUCUUGGUGCUGUUUCGUGAAAAAUCCAGUGACUGCAGCACAGUAACCCCUGCCCAGUAGUCCGCUCACCCUCUUAGAGUCGAACCUGCUUGCUUUCACACAGAAAGAAGAGGAACUGGGGGGAGACUCCAACCUGCAUGAGGCGAGCAGAAGGGAAGCCGGAAGAGCCAAGAAAUGCCCCACCCCUUCUGUAAGCAGCGCUCUGAGUUAGAGAUGAACAAAAGCUGCACCAAAGUCAACUCACUCCCUUGGGACCCCUCCGCCCUCACCUCGGAUUUGCCAGAUUUGGCAGAAUGAUUUUGCACUCUCCCCUCCGGCUGCCUCCGCGCCCAGAAAGGCCCGCCGCUCA